GCCCAAAAACUUCCUCUCAUCUCCCAAGCAUCUCACCUCUCCUCUCCACCAUCUGCUUGCCGCCUGCUCAACCUUACAUGGUUCCAGCCCUAAUCGACGAACCCUAAACCCUAAUCAAACAUCAUGGUCCCUAAACACAUUUGAAGAGAGACCCUGUAGAAGGUGCGAGGACAGCCAUGGGUUUCAUCGUUCUCGAUCUUUAUCGCGGCUUCAGAAUCAGCCCCUUUUAUCUCGGACGCUUUGUGCUCAAGGUGCGCUUGACCCGAAGAAGGUUGAAGGGAAGAUUUUGUUGUGCUUAAGGUGAGGCAAUAUGGGUCGGCUUGACAAGGGCAUAGUGGCUGCACGUGCUGGUGCUUCUAACAUGAUUCUUUGUAACGCUGACGCCAAUAAAGAUGAAAUAAUAGCUGAUCUUCAUGUGCUACCAGCGACACACAUCACUAUGCUGACGGGCUUUGUCUUUACGCCUACCUUAACUCUACCAUAUAACUAAGGUGUAUGUGAAGUUUUUUUCUCUCAUGGGAAGUAAAUGGAACAAGGCAACGCAGUUGAACAACUUUAUUUUAUAUGUCAUGUGAUCAAUUGCAGAACCAUGCACUACAAGAAAUCCAAGUAUUAGCGGCGACACUUUUAGCGGCGACAUCUAAAAAGUCGCCGCUAAAGGUCUGGAUCCGGGUGAAAGGCUUUACAAAAGAUCUGGACCGUUGUUUGCUUAUCUGAUCCAAUGACUAGGGUUUAUCCCAAUAAAGCAUCUCUAAAAAGCUCACAAUCCAUUUUAGCGGCAAUGUUCCCUCCAAGAUGAAAUCUGCACACAGCUCUCACACCACAACUCACCACGCCGUCGCCGGAAAACCUUGAGUCUGCCGGAGCAUCGCCGCACCACCUUGAUUCUGCUGGAGCACCGCCGCACCACCUUCACUCUGCCGGAGCACUGUCAUCUCUUUUCGCCUUAAUCUCCGACGCCACUCGACGGUGUUAAUUGACUGGUACAUCAUGGCUGAUGUAAUGCCACAUGGCCAUGGCGGUGAUGGUGCGGAUGAGCCACCUCCCGGGGGUUUUGGGCGAAGAGGUCAUCACGAGGAGGACCUUGUCCCAAAGAAGAAAACGAGGGGAAAGGCAAAAAAUAAAAAACUUUUGCAGGCGAAUAAGACGGGAGGGCUUGUUUCAAUCCCUUUUGAUAGACUCGCGACAUAUACCCCGGUUGGUGAACCUUGUGAUAUGUUCAGUCGAGAGGUAGGGAUUUAUAUGUGGGGAAACAUGGCAUUUGAUAAGUACUCUUAUGCUCAAGUUUCUGCUGCUGAAAAGAAUGCCAUGGAACAACAUCUCAGACGGCGCUUCAAUUUUGAGGAAAUUGAGCGGGAUUGCGAACGUAAUCAGCUGAAGGGUGGCAUCCAGUCGGUCUACAUGAAGCGAUACAGAGACCGGAAGAGUAUGGCAAAAAGGGAGUUUAUUGAUUUAGGAAAGCGGCAUGAUAAUUUAGAGACUAUAAGGGACACUCCCCCCACGGGUAUGGGUGUGGAAAAUUGGAGGAAGACUAUAGACCUUUUCAGUGAUCCGAAAUAUAUAAAAAGGUGUGAAGUUAACAAAAAAAAUCGUGAAAAGCAACAGUUCGCAAACCGCGGGGGGUCAGCAUCAUAUAGCAGCUGGUCUUUUAAAAAGAAUGUUGAAGCUUUGGAUACGUACGCUCAUGCUCAUACUCUACCAGAUGGGACUUUUGCCAGCCCGUUGGAAGAGGAGAAUUUUAACCUAUUAAAAGAAGAAUUUGAAAGACAAAGGACCCAAAAUAACCCAUUCUUGGAAGAUGAGGGUGAACUCGGUGAAAGUAGUGCGCCUGCCAUUAGUAAUGUUCAAGUUUUUGAAAAGGUGCUUGGUGCUCGGCGCGGAAUUUAUAGGGGACAUGGGCGUAAACCUUCUUUAUCUUCAGCCUCGAGUGACGUGAGUCCUCAUGAGAAGGAGAAGACACGUCCGCAAUUUUCAGAGGAAUAUUUUGACGAAUUGUUUGAAGACCCGAGAUUUAUGGAACGACUGUACCAAGCUAUGGAUAAGAAGAGAUCAAGAAAAGACAACAAAAAUGACACGGACGAGGAGGGAGAAUGAUGUAUUUUGUAUUGAACUUAGGGGUUUCAAAACUUUAACUUAAUCAAACAAAAUACUUUUGUUGUAGUUUUAUGUUUAAAACUUGGUUUGUUUGAAGAAUUGUUUGAAUUAUUGUUUGCGUAUGGAAAAUUAAAAGAAACAGCAGGUUACGGUUA
Molecule: messenger RNA, 2249 nt
Organism: Helianthus annuus (common sunflower)
Lineage: Eukaryota; Viridiplantae; Streptophyta; Magnoliopsida; Asterales; Asteraceae
Exons: 11
Coding region: 991-2094 (367 amino acids)
Source: RefSeq, a predicted model, not a curated record